GCAUCUGAAACGCUACAACGCCGUUAUUUUAGACGAUUCUUCCAUAGCCUGUAUACCUAAUCCCAUCUGGUCAUCCGUCGUCGCGCUACCUCGACCAAAAGCAUCUCCCAGAUUCUCGCGACCAGACCCCUUCUACCACAUCAAUGGCGGCCCGGGCGGCGCUCGCUUUAUCUCUCCGGCGAUUCUCUCCUCCCACUCCGGCGGCGAAGAUGAUUCCCCGGCGCGGUCUUGCCGGCGGCGGAGAUCAUCAUGGAACCCCGAAGGUUAACAUUUGGGAAGAUCCGCUAAGCCCAUCUAAGUGGAAGGAAGAACAUUUUGUACUGGCCAGUUUAAGUGGCUGGGGUUUGCUAGGCUAUGGAGGAUACAAGCUUUUUAGUGGAAAGAAAGAAAAGAAGGAAGAGGUGGUGGCUGCAGCAUCAGCACAUUAGACUCGACAAUGCUGCGAGACUAUUUGUCUGUGGAUGCAUGGGAAUAAAACAUAUUUUGGUUCAUCAAUUUCUGGGUGUUAUGUUCCAGAACUUGGACCAUGGAUACUGUGAAUUUUUCUAUGUUAUGUCAAUGAAUUUUUUUGUUGUUUGGAAAUUCUUUUUAUGCUGUCAGUUUUCUUGGAUCAAAUUGCUAUGUGGUGAAUAGCCGUGGAAAAUUUUGAUGACUUUCAUAUUUACUCAUACUUGUUUCCAAGAUUAACAAUUUUUCCAA
Molecule: messenger RNA, 699 nt
Organism: Elaeis guineensis (African oil palm)
Lineage: Eukaryota; Viridiplantae; Streptophyta; Magnoliopsida; Arecales; Arecaceae
Source: RefSeq, a predicted model, not a curated record